GCCGGAGCCUCUAGGCCACAGGACACUGGCGCCGGAAGUGGCGAAGUCGGGAUCCGCGCUGCCGGGUGAAAUCGUAGGCCAGCGAAGAUGCUGCUGGAGUUGUCUGAGGAGCAUAAGGAGCACCUGGCCUUCCUGCCUCAAGUGGACAGCGCGGUGGUCGCCGAGUUUGGGAGGAUUGCUGUGGAAUUCCUGAGGCGCGGCGCAAACCCAAAAAUCUACGAAGGCGCCGCCAGAAAACUCAAUGUGAGUAGUGACACUGUCCAGCAUGGUGUGGAAGGAUUAACGUAUCUCCUCACUGAGAGCUCAAAGCUCAUGAUUUCUGAACUGGAUUUUCAAGACUCUGUUUUUGUUCUGGGAUUCUCUGAAGAAUUAAACAAAUUGUUGCUUCAGCUUUAUCUGGACAACAGAAAAGAGAUCAGAACUAUUCUCAGUGAACUGGCACCAAGUCUUCCCAGUUAUCAUAACCUUGAAUGGCGACUAGAUGUACAGCUUGCAAGUAGAAGUCUCAGGCAACAGAUUAAACCAGCAGUGACUAUAAAGCUACACCUUAAUCAAAAUGGAGAUCACAACACCAAAGUUCUACAAACAGACCCAGCCACUCUGCUCCAUUUGGUUCAACAACUGGAACAAGCAUUGGAAGAGGUGAAGACAAACCACUGUAGGAGAGUUGUUCGCAACAUCAAGUAGUGCCAAUUUUAAGUUAUCAUAUCCUCUGUUGCAGAAGAGUCUGCCCAGCAACCAAAAAGGGAAAUAACACAAAAAAAGAUUUUUGCCUUUUCUCACCAACCAUAUGAGGCCUUUUAACUUUUUAAAUUUUUUUACUCUGCUCUGUUAACACUGAGCUACUAUAAACUAUCCACUUAUGCAUGGCAUUAUAUUGAUAAUAAAACACAUUUCGAAACCUCUUCUGGCUUUUUUACAUGGUACAGAUUCAGUUUUGUUAAAUAGCAAGUGCUUAGAGUGAUCCAUAUUGUGUGUUGAACAAAGGAUAAAGUUCUAAUCUCAGAAUUUAGAAUCGUCUUAGGCCAGUCCAUCCUCUAAAACAGUUUAAUCUAUAAGCUCAUUAGGCUGCAGAAAGGAAUCUCCUGAGGGAGUUAUUCUGAAGAAAGGAAGCUCCUCUGGUCUUGCGUCUGCUAGAAUUGUUUUUCCUUGUAACUCUACCUUCUUCUGGAAGGCAGAAAUCUAACAUGAUUCAAUGGCUACAGCUGUAGCAGUGUGCAGAGGAAAGGUUAAAUCAUUAUAGAAUACUGAAGAAUACUUUGAAAUUAUCCUUACUCUUUUUCCAUUGAAGUGGGGUCCCCUGAGGUAACCAGAGGUGUGAUGGGAAAAGCAAAUCAAGUUCUUUUUUACCUGCAUGCCAAUGUUGUGAUUGUCAUAAGUCCAAUGAGAAGUAGAUGCCUGUGGUUUUUUAGGAAUGUGCUUAGUUCACAGAACGAAAAGGGUUCUCAGUUAACUCAAAGACUAAAAACACAAAGAUUAAAAUUCAGAGAAUGAGGAAAAGAAAAUCCAGGGAAGUCUGAGUUUCAUUGGAGCAAGUAUAGAUGAUUAGGAUAUGAUUUUCUGGCAUGGUCUGAAAACCGUAUUCUUUCAUUCCAAAUAAAUAAAAAAUUCUUACAAUGCUCAAGCGAGUUUAAGUGCUGCACCAUAAUAAAAUGGCUUGAUUUUGCAGCUGAGACUUGGCACAAUUCAUAGACUAAAAGAAGAGCUUAAGAAAAGCUGCAGGCAAUUUUUUUUUUUUAGUAUCCCGGGGGAAAAUGAGCCAUUCCCCAUGUACUUUUCAAAAAGGCAAAAAUUAUUUAUCUCCUGGAAUGAGCAAUGUAAUUAAAACCUUUUUUUUUCCCCU
Molecule: messenger RNA, 1843 nt
Organism: Sapajus apella (tufted capuchin)
Lineage: Eukaryota; Metazoa; Chordata; Mammalia; Primates; Cebidae
Gene: COMMD2
Product: COMM domain containing 2
Exons: 6
Coding region: 88-687 (199 amino acids)
Source: RefSeq, a predicted model, not a curated record